CAUUUUUAUUUAGGAAUGCCCCCGUGCACAUUUCCGCUUCCAUGCAAAUAACCGGAUUUUUUAUAUGCGUCAAGUUUACUGAAGUUUUUACAAUUUACGUUUUAAUUUUGUGUUUUAUCGUGACGUUUUUACGGUUUUUUUGCGGGAAACGUUUGAAGAAAUGACCGACAUUUACGCCCUAAAACACAGGCACCUAACCAAGGACGUGAACUUUAUCAAAAAACUGGAACAAAAACAGAAACAAUUCGAACGUCUUUCGUGCCACAGAACCAGUCAAAAUAGUCGUUUUAAGGCUCACCCGAACUUGUUGCACUCAGAUUCCGAUACCCCUGCCUCUGCAUCAUGUACCCCCAGAGUAACAACCACUUUUUCCGCCAGCACCACCACCCUUGUCUAUCCGAAACCCUCGGGAAGUUUUAGGGAAACUAAACUAAGGGCGGCCAACUACCAUCGUCUCCUGCAUGAAAAACUGUCGAUAAUCGACGGAAAUCCUUCGCAUCUAAGUGACUUCACUGGAACGGGUGACUGUAUGCCCCACAGAAGCGACAGGAGCUCUACUAGCCUCGGUAGUUGCUCCUUGGACUCAGUUUAUGGGGAUUUUACUGAUUCCAGGUGCCAUAGUCUGGCCCCUAAGAAACCAUUGGAGAAAACUUCCAAUAAACCAAACAGCGCCGCAGAGAAGAAGAGUAAUGCAAGCAGAUUGUCUUCUCAGCAAAGUUUUGCUCCUAAAGGCAUUCCUAUUUCGGUUUUCGAGAGGAAAGUGAAAGUGGUGGUGACGAAGAGUUUGCAGAAUAUCACAGAAAUAAAAAGCAUUAUGGCCCAAGGAAUAGAACCUCCCGAUGGUGAGGAGGAGGAGGCCAAAAGAGUAGUUAGAGCCAAAGAGUUUUCCAAUAGAUUUUCCAGAAACUACUUGUACCCCUUGGGACGUCAGCUUCAAGACUUCAAUUCGCCCACCCUAACUCAACUAAACCCGUUAAUUGUAAACCAAAAGCUCCUCUCAGCUUAUCAAAUUAUCCAGACAGCGUUACAGGCUUACCAGCACUACUUACCAUCCUCCCACGGAGAUUGUACUUUCACCCAACUGAAAAUUCUUAUGAAUCAUAUUCUCGGCAUAUGUGACAUACAUAGGAUGCAGCUAAAGGACCAAGAAGACAGCUAUUUAGUGGAAUUCGUUGAUUCAUAUAAAAUCAAUGCUGAAUUAGUUAUUCAAAAAGUGGAUGAGAUGCUUACCUUGCCCAAAAGUGAUAAGAAACUUGAAGCGAGUAAGUCCGAACAGUCGAAAUGUGUUGCUGGUAAGCAGCUUACGAAAAGACUAAAGGGGAGCAAGUCUAAACUUUCGAUGUAUACAACCACCGCUUCGUUUAGGAAAGAUGCAGCGUGGAAGAGGGCCGUCGAUUGUUUGGCUAAGAAAAGGUUCAAUGUAAAAUCAAAGUACAGGACGGCCGCCUUCAAGCACCGCCCCCCGAUGCAAAAAGAGACGGACAACAAUCUGGCCAUUUCCCGGUUGAAAAACUUAUUUCCGGAAAAAUCUGGAGCCUCACGAGCCACCAGGCUGAAUUCUCCCGUUAACGAGGACACGAUCAAAACAAUGGUGGAGGCGCAGAUGAACGGCGAUACCUUGAUGAUCCAGAAGGAAGAGUGGGAGAAAAUGGAGAAGAAAAAUGGAGGAAAGUGUUGUGGUGCUGAGGUGCAUUCGAAUAAGGAGGAUCUGCUGAUCAAGUUGCUCCAGUUCACCCUGAAAUCCCACCAAGACGACGACGAGCCGCCAAAAGGAGAGAAAAUCACCGAAAUCGUGAAUUUAAUCAAAAACGAGUCGAACGAGGAUUUUUUGAAAAAAAUCAUCGAUGGUCUGUCCACUCCCGCCGCCAAACCUGCGGAGGGGCAAGAGUUGACCUUACAAAUCGUCAAAAGUCAAGUGAAUAUCAGUGAGGAGAGCAGGGAGGGCAGUAAGAAAAGCGCGAGGAGAGAGCCUAAAGUGACCGUAACAGGGGACAGAAACGCCCGACUGAUAUGCAUAACUGACGAUAAUUCCCUGAUUGAACCCGUGGAAGAAAUCCCUGAUGAGGGUGACAAAGUGGCCAAAACGUCCUCCUCGCAAACCCAAACCGACGUAGGGGACGAUAAAAAGACUAAUAAGGCUACUCCUCCACGCAAUCAAAAAACCAAACCUAAGAACUUCUCUAACAUGAAAAUAAGCCGCAUUAAGAAGUGCGAAAGAAGUUUAAAACCCUUGGAUCCCCUAGAUAAGAAACUGGCUGUGGAGGCCAUCCAGUACAAGUUGGACUUUUACAGGCACUGCAAGAAUAAUCCGAUGUAUAAGAGGUCCACCACUUGCCAGCCAUGGGUGUUAAUGAACAAGCUAUCAGAGGAUAUAUUGAAUGAGUGUCUUCUAGGAGUCGCAAGGGAAAUUGAGGUCAACGAUAUGGUGGAGAGAGUUUACCAGUCGGAGCUACAACUGUAGAGUAAUUUUUCUAUUUUAUAUAAAAUAAACUAUUUUUUUACAUA
Anthonomus grandis grandis is the source of this 2505-nucleotide messenger RNA. RefSeq lists its product as uncharacterized. The transcript is spliced from 11 exons. The record is from RefSeq and is a predicted model, not a curated record. Bases 161 to 2461 code for a protein of 766 amino acids. Lineage: Eukaryota; Metazoa; Arthropoda; Insecta; Coleoptera; Curculionidae.